UGCUUCAAACGCAUAUUCCACAGGGAGAGAGAGAGAGCAAGACCUGCGAGGAGCGGAACGAACUACAAGAAAAAAAGCGAACGACAAAUGGCACUCAUGGCUGGGAUUUUGUUUACGGCGACCUCUGUGCUGUUUGGGAUUUCUACGUUUGUUUCUUCGGCACGGAUUUACCCCCKAAAUGAAGUGACGUUACUGGACUCCAGAUCCGUAGCGGGGGAGUUGGGCUGGGUCGCCAACCCAACAGAAGGAGGGUGGGAGGAGGUGAGCAUCAUGGAUGAGAAGAACAUUCCCAUCAGGACGUACCAGGUGUGUAACGUCAUGGAACCCAACCAGAACAACUGGCUUAGAACGGACUGGAUCCUCCGAGGUGGCGCCCAGCGUGUCUACAUCGAGAUCAAGUUCACCCUGCGCGACUGUAACAGCCUCCCUGGUGUCAUGGGAACCUGCAAGGAGACCUUCAACCUCUACUACUACGAGUCCAACAACGACAAGGAGCGCUACAUCCGAGAGAACCAGUUUGGCAAGAUCGACACGGUGGCAGCCGACGAGAGCUUCACCCAGGUGGACAUCGGAGACCGCAUCAUGAAGCUGAACACGGAGGUCAGGGACGUGGGAGCCUUGACCCGGAAGGGUUUCUACCUGGCCUUCCAGGACGUGGGAGCCUGCAURGCCCUGGUGUCUGUCAGGGUGUUCUAUAAGAAGUGUCCCAUGGCUGUGAGGAACCUGGCCCAGUUCCCUGACACCAUCACCGGGGCCGACACGUCCUCACUGGUGGAAGUCCGAGGAUCCUGCGUGCAUAAUUCUGAGGAGCGUGACGUUCCCAAAAUGUACUGCGGGGCGGACGGAGAGUGGCUGGUGCCCAUCGGGAACUGCCUGUGUAACCCGGGAUUCGAGGAGAGGAACGCUAAAUGCCAGGGUAAGUUAAGGAGAGAAAUCUUCUGUCUGCCUCAGAUAUAUAUAUUCCUCCAGUCACGGGCGGCAGCUGUUCUGUGUGGUUAUUUAUUCUUGUCUCUAUCGUUCUCUCUUCCUUCACCUUCCAUCUCUAUCUCCAUACAGAAGCCUGCUUCUUUAUCAAAUCUCCCUCCUCUCUCUCUGUAG
Salvelinus sp. IW2-2015 is the source of this 1098-nucleotide messenger RNA. RefSeq names its product ephrin type-A receptor 4-like. Gene Ontology annotation, biological process: ephrin receptor signaling pathway; axon guidance; protein phosphorylation. Gene Ontology annotation, molecular function: protein binding; ATP binding; transmembrane-ephrin receptor activity. The record is from RefSeq and is a predicted model, not a curated record. Lineage: Eukaryota; Metazoa; Chordata; Actinopteri; Salmoniformes; Salmonidae. Gene Ontology annotation, cellular component: plasma membrane; dendrite.